Phragmites australis (common reed) is the source of this 1697-nucleotide messenger RNA. RefSeq lists its product as uncharacterized. Gene Ontology annotation, cellular component: nucleus. The transcript has 6 exons. The record is from RefSeq and is a predicted model, not a curated record. Gene Ontology annotation, biological process: regulation of DNA-templated transcription; abaxial cell fate specification. Lineage: Eukaryota; Viridiplantae; Streptophyta; Magnoliopsida; Poales; Poaceae. Gene Ontology annotation, molecular function: transcription cis-regulatory region binding. The coding region runs from base 332 to 1486 and encodes 384 amino acids.
UCGGUUUGGACCAUGUCUCAGUGCUACGCUACAACCCUUCAAAAUGGCGUGGUGCCUUCUCCACGCAUUUGAUCUCUCUCUGUGUCCCUCUCUCCUCUCUCUCUCCGCCAACCUCGCUGAUAUAAUUAUUGUACCAUAACAUUACCAAACUUCACUCCUCUCUCUAGGCAUCUACGCCCCCUCCUAAUAUAACCCACAAGCACAAACCCCUAUACAAGAACCAUACGUCAUAUGCCACUCAUGACCUAAUCACAAAGAUCCCCUUCUCGCUCCAUUUUCCAACAAGAAGAAGCUCAACUCUGCUGUUAAUUUAGAAUUGCAGCAACGUGCAAUGGCAACUAGUGUCACUGCCCCCAAUCUGUCGCUCCACAUCAGCCCUUCUUCGCCGCCCGACGCUGGGAGCAGCGUUGGCGGUGAGGGGUACCCCGAAACAGGGUUCUUUGCCAAGCCAAAGCUGAGCCUUGGACUUGAGAUGGCGGCGGCAAUGGCGCAGCAGGUUGGCAACUGCGACAUCCAGCAGCAGCGGCUGCACCAACCUAGCCAGAUCCAGAGGUUCAAGAAAAGCUCAGUUGGCAGCCCGGCGUUAUCCGGAGGCGCAACGAGAUCUGCGAAUAGUAGUGGCGGUGGAAAAAGGAGUUCCAGGGCGCCGAGGAUGCGGUGGACGACGGCUCUUCAUGCGCACUUCAUCCACGCCGUGGAGCUCCUCGGCGGCCAUGAGAGAGCAACACCAAAGUCAGUGUUGGAGCUGAUGAACGUGAAGGAUCUCACACUGGCUCAUGUUAAGAGCCAUCUGCAGAUGUAUAGAACAGUGAAGGGCACGGCGGCAGACAGAUCAUGCGCUGCAGACAUGCAUAUAUGGUGUGGUGCAGGCCAUGUCCAGAUGAGAGAUAUGGGUUUUCUGAGGAGAGGUAGUGAAGUGAAUGGCUUUGACGUGUUUAACCACAGUACUUCCAAUGCUACGGCCAAUACUAGGCUGCCAGCAGGGUCGCAGGGGGAGCAGGAGGUUCCCAGCUGGUGCCUGCGGCCGCCGUUCGGACAGCAAAGUGGGCUGCCACUGCCACUGCCACUGCCGCUGCCUUGCCCCUACCUCAUGUCUGCCCACCAAAACCAAUACUUACUCACACAAAAUCAGGGACGGAGGAGAGGUGCACAGCAAGACGCUGACUAUCAUGGCAUAGGGCAGGACAACGGACGGCGUCUGCCUGCAGGCCAUGCUGAGACACUCUGGAGACCAUCGUUCAGCGCAGGUGUUGCCAACUGCUGGUCAUCGGCAGCGCCUUCGCCGUCCAACGGCAGCAGCAGCAGAGCAGUCGAGCAAGCAUGGAUGAGUAAGCAGCUGCAACUGCCAUCAAGGGUACCGAAUCUAGAGAUAAGCCUGGGGAGGCAGGGGUGGCAACAUAACCUGCAGGAUCAGCAGCAGCAGCAGCAGCAGCGCAGCGUGGAGUCCACGGCGACCAAAGAGUUAACCCUUCUCAAAUGUUUGUGAGGUUGAUAACUGGCUAGUUUAAUUAGUUAGAUUAUAUAUAAUAUCAUCUAGAAUUAAUGAGGUAUAAUAAAAUGAUCGAUUGACACUGGCUAGUUUUAAUUCGCAUGGUGUGGAGAGAUAAUUUGGCGCUAACUAAUGAGAGCUUCUUGUGGGUCUUGUUUUGUCCAUGUGACCUUCAUUUUGCAGUACAUGCUAACAUGCAUGUGAUUCA